UCAGCGUUUGUACGGGGAGGUGGGAGGCGAACAGCCGCACUGCAGUGCAACACCGCUCGCUCGCUCGCGGUCUGGUUCGCGGACGAGCCUCAUUUUUGCACUCGUUCGUUUUCUUUGAAUGUAGAAAAAAACACACUCACGCGCUACAUAGUCUAGUAGCAGCUGAGCCCACUGUGCUGCCGGGGACACGCAGAGCAGGUUAUAACGUGGGGAAACUGCAUCUCUUCUGUCUGCCACUGUUCACCGUGUAGUUCCCCUGUUCUGGCCAAUGCUUGCUGCGCUACAGCAUGACCACAGCAGUGUCGGUUCAUCUCGUAAUUCUGGCAAAUGAAAAUGGAGGAGGUUUCAAUGUCCAGCCUGGACAACAGCAAGCUGGAGGGCCUGGCUCAGGACAUCCUGUCUGACCUGGUGGAGGAUGCGUGCCUGGGUCUUUGCUUCGAGGUCCACCGGGCUGUCAAGCAGGGCUAUUUUUUCCUGGACGACACGGACCAAGAAAGCAUGAGGGACUUUGAAAUUGUGGACCAGCCUGGGUUGGAUGUGUUCGGCCAAGUGUACAACCAGUGGAAAAACAAAGAGUGCGUGUGUCCCAACUGCAGCCGAAGCAUCGCUGCCUCACGCUUUGCCCCGCACCUGGAGAAGUGCCUGGGGAUGGGACGCAACAGCAGCCGCAUAGCUAACCGCAGAAUAGUCACUGGUAACAACACAAACAACAAAUCGGAGAGCGACCAAGAGGAUAAUGACGACGUCAAUGAUAACGACUGGUCAUACGGGGCGGAAAAGAAAGCCAAGAAGAGGAAAUCAGAGAAGAAUCCAAACUCACCCAGAAGAUCGAAAUCAUUCAAGCAUAAGAGCAGGCCGGCCCAAGCCUUCAUGGGGCCCUAAGCUGAAUUUGAUUUGGGGGGCCCCCCUCCCACCACCUCGGAGUAGCAGGCAUGAUGGGUCCCAGACGUCGAAUGGACAACCACGAGAGCCCACGCAUGCUGAUGAAAGACGAGGCAUUCCCUCAAUCCUCAAUAACACAGUCGGCCACAAACACACAUUCUAUUUCCAUUAUGUGUGUCUAUGUAUGUAUGUAUGUAUGUGUGUGUGUGAGUGUGUGUGUGUGUGCGCGUAUGGUGUGUACAUACACACAAGAAGACCAAGAACACUUAUCCUUUGGUUCUUUAUGAUGUGAUAUCGGUGGACGUCGAUAUCAUGAGCAACAGUGUAUGGUGUUUGCUGCUCCACGGACAGAGGCAGUCCAGACCUCCUACUGUAUACUUGACAGUUUUGUUUUCUCCACAAAAUCCUUGUAACACCUACCAACACUUUUUGUUCUUUGCUGCGUAAUAAUGAAUAUCACAGUAUAUAAUGUGACUGCACAGAGGCAGCUGCUGUGUGCACAUACGUAUUAUGUUUCUUAAAAAUACAGAAAUGAAUAGGCAUUAGGUGUACUUAUAUUUCCUCACCUCAUCCUUUUGGAAGAAAUAAUGUCGGACGAUCUAUAUUUUGUGGUUUGCCUUUUUUUUUAUUUUCACGUUCACCAUCAGGCGCGUAGUUCUCCAGUUGAAUUACAAUUGUGUGUAUGUGGGAUUGUGUGUGUGUGUGCGUGUUUGUCGUUCAACUGUGGAAACUCGUAUUUCCUGCACAAAGCAGGUUUAUUUUUUGUUCCUUAUAUUAUUUUUUCCCUUCUGUGGAUAGAUUGGGUUGUUUUCUACCAUUCAAACAUGUCUUUGUAUCAUGUGUUUACAUUGUAAAGGGUGACGUAUAUCCUUUGUGUGAUGUGAUAGUGUAAAUGUUCCAAUAGUUGAAUUGCUGCUAUCAUGGCUCAGUUUUUUUCAUCUGUCUAGCAUAAUAAAUGAUUUGUUACCUGUU
Messenger RNA from Solea solea (common sole), 1854 nucleotides. RefSeq names its product ataxin 7 like 3b (gene atxn7l3b). Gene Ontology annotation, cellular component: DUBm complex; SAGA complex. The transcript is spliced from 10 exons. Bases 328 to 882 code for a protein of 184 amino acids. Gene Ontology annotation, biological process: regulation of transcription by RNA polymerase II; positive regulation of DNA-templated transcription. The record is from RefSeq and is a predicted model, not a curated record. Lineage: Eukaryota; Metazoa; Chordata; Actinopteri; Pleuronectiformes; Soleidae. Gene Ontology annotation, molecular function: transcription coactivator activity.